Molecule: messenger RNA, 907 nt
Organism: Pomacea canaliculata
Lineage: Eukaryota; Metazoa; Mollusca; Gastropoda; Architaenioglossa; Ampullariidae
Exons: 5
Coding region: 71-907 (278 amino acids)
Source: RefSeq, a predicted model, not a curated record
UCCUCCGCUGAACUCCGUGUGAAGGCGACACCCCGGGUGUCCAGAGCUAGUCCUUCGUGCGGCGCGGAAAAUGGCGACAGGGAGAGUUUUGUGGUGCUGGCUGCUUGUGGCAACUUGGCAAUAUUUGCCGUGUUUCUGUACAACAACUUACUCAGGAACUACGGCGGCUCAGUGGACACUGUACCCACAUCUACAACUGUCUUGGAACCAGGCAUCCCAGUUUUGCAACUCUUUAGGAGGACAUCUGCCGGUCUUGAACACCCAGAUACGAUAUCACGGGUUUAACGAAACAGCUGUAAAAUGGCGCAGUGGGACUUCGAUAAACGACAUCUGGACUGGCCUUUACUCACCAACUCCUAAUGAGACGCCCAACAGAUGGGAGGGAGACUGCUCGCCACAGCCGGAUGGUCUCUCGUUCUGGGGAGAUGGUGAACUAAUUUUCAACAGACAGAUUUUUGUGUUAUGUACAAACAGGACAACCAAAAAUUGUGUACCUGGAACUGCAAGGCCGUGCAGCGCUGUGUGCGAAUUUGACAAAGGUAGUUGUCGUUCCACUACAAUGCCUGGUUCAUUGCCUGGUUCAUUGCCUGGUUCAUUGCCAAACCUGCAGACUCAGCAGCUUAAUGCGUCUACUCCGGACAGCUGCUGGCAAAAGUGCAUGAGUUAUCCUCCCUCAAACGGACAAGAAUGUGUGGGCGCAGUGUUUUUCUUGCAUGCACAGUUUUCUUCAGAUGACAUCAACAACAUCAGCACGCAGAACAUUUCCACCAACAUCAACAGCUCACCACGACCUGCGGUAGAUCCGUGCAGCACCAUCACAACAUCUUCAUCCCCUAAUCGUCCCUACGUCCACUUCAACCCAACCACAAGCAUCAUCAGAGACCGCCACCACUGCACAGUCCACUGA